ACAAAAUCUUGAACGGAAGAGCCGCAAUUUGAAUUGAAACCAUAGGUUUUUUUUUUUUGUUUAAUAUGGAAAUCUCAAAAUUCAGAGAUUCAGCGAAAUCUUCCGAAGGAAGUAAUUUGGGGAUGAUUUCUUAUUGUUCAUCAUCUUCUUGCUUGCCUCAUCGAAUCUUCUACAGUCAAAUCGCUGAUUCAGACACCGCGAUGUGUUGUCACCAUUAUCAUUAUCGUUAUCCUCUUCACGUUUCUCAAUAAACCCCUCUUUCGAUUCGCCUCCUCACUUUCAUACUUUUCCAACCGAUUCGGCUUUCACUUCUUCGUUUAUUUGUGUUCUCCUGUGGAUCACUCAAUUCUUUUUGUUUCGCUGAUUGUAUUGCCGCUUUUGUUCUUCUUUCUGUUAUCCGUUUGAUUCGUUUUCUGAUUUGGGGAUUUAGUUUCUUUGUUUUCGGAGACUCCGACUGGUUGCUUGAUCGAUUUAGUUAAAUUUAGGGUUUCUUAAUGGCUUUCGUUUGGAUUUGAGGAGGAGUUCUUCGCCAUACUGAGGUUUAGUUCUGACAUUUACAUCGUUCUCCUUUGGCGAUCAUUUUGUUUUCUCCUGCUGAUUUAUUUUGAAGGUCGGAAGAAUUUGAGUGUUCUGCUGAAUUUGAAGCAAUUUUACAGACUUCCUUCACUCUUAAUUCAUCUGGGGUUCAGUUUUUGUUCCCAUUGAUCGAUAUAUUCGUGUUCUUUGUGCGUUUAUACGAGUUAAAUUUGGGUUUCUUAGUGGGUUUUCGUUUGGAUUUGAGGAUCCCAUUGUUGUUGUUGGUCAGAUUGAGGAGUUCUUCGCCAUACUGAGGUUUAAUUCUGACAUUUACAUUGUUCUUCUUCUCAUUUGGUGAUCAUUUUGUUUUCUCCUGUUAAUUUAUUUUGAAGAUCUGAAGAAUUUGAGUGUUCUGUUCAAUUUGAAGCAAUUUUAGAGACUUUCUUAACUCUUGAUUCAUCUGGGGAUCAGUUUUUGUUCCCGUUGAUCGUAGCUAUAAACCAAUUCUAGUCUGUGGGAGAUUGAUUGCAGUCCUUUUUAAGAAUUAUGGACAUUAGUAAUGAUGCUAGUGUUGGUUCCUUUUCUAUUGGGCCUUCAACCAUUGUUGGUCGAACAGUUGCUUUCAGGAUUCUAUUUUGUAAAUCAGUGUCACAAUUGAGGCACCAAAUAUUUCGUGUAUUGCUGCAUAUCAUAUAUAGACUUAAGGCCCUUGUUGCACCUAUAUUAUCAUGGAUGCAUCCUAGAAAUCCACAGGGGAUAUUGGCGAUGGUGACGAUUAUUGCUUUUCUGUUGAAACGGUACACGAGUGUCAAAGAGCGGGCCGAAUUGGCAUACCGAAGGAAGUUUUGGAGAAAUAUGAUGAGAUCUGCUUUGACUUAUGAGGAAUGGGCUCAUGCUGCUAAAAUGCUUGAUAAAGAGACUCCGAAAAUGAACGAGUCAAACCUUUAUGAUGUAGAGUUGGUGAGGAACAAGCUUCAAGAGCUUCGUCGUCGACGUCAGGAGGGAUCUCUUAGAGAUAUAAUAUUUUGGAUGAGAGCUGAUCUUUUUCGAAAUCUUGGUAAUAUGUGCAACCCUGAAUUACACAAGGGUAGGCUUCAAAUUCCGAAACUCAUAAAGGAAUACAUAAAUGAGGUUUCGACUCAGUUGAGAUUGGUUUGUGACUCGGAUUCGGAGGAGCUGUUAUUGGAAGAGAAGCUUGCGUUCAUGCAUGAAACGAGGCAUACGUUCGGGAGGACUGCUCUACUCUUAAGUGGAGGUGCUUCACUUGGAGCUUUUCAUACAGGAGUUGUUAAAACUCUGGUAGAGAAUAAACUUUUGCCUAGAAUAAUUGCUGGUUCGAGUGUGGGAUCCAUCAUGUGUGCUGUGGUUGCCACUAGGUCCUGGCCUGAGCUACAAAGCUUCUUUGAGGAUUCAUGGCAUUCAUUACAGUUUUUUGACCAGAUGGGUGGUAUUUUUACUGUGGUAAGGAGGGUAAUGAUACAAGGCGCUGUUCACGAGAUUCGACAAUUACAAAUGAUGUUAAGACAGCUCACCAGCAACCUAACUUUUCAGGAAGCUUACGACAUGACGGGGAGAAUUCUUGGGAUAACGGUUUGUUCUCCCAGGAAGCACGAGCCGCCUAGAUGUCUUAACUACUUGACAUCUCCUCAUGUUGUGAUAUGGAGUGCUGUGACAGCAUCUUGUGCAUUCCCGGGCCUUUUUGAGGCUCAAGAAUUAAUGGCCAAGAACAGGAGUGGAGAGCUUGUUCCCUAUCAUCCGCCGUUUAAUUUGGAUCCUGAGGAGGGCUCGGGCACAUCUGCGCGUCGCUGGAGAGAUGGCAGCUUGGAGAUUGAUUUACCAAUGAUGCAAUUGAAAGAAUUGUUCAAUGUUAACCAUUUUAUUGUCAGUCAGGCUAAUCCCCAUAUUGCGCCAUUAUUGCGAAUGAAAGAAUUCAUCAGAGCUUAUGGUGGAAAUUUUGCUGCCAAGCUCGCUCAUCUUGUUGAAAUGGAGGUGAAGCAUAGAUGCAACCAAGUUUUGGAGCUCGGUUUUCGAUUGGGAGGAAUUGCAAGGCUUUUUGCUCAAGAUUGGGAAGGCGAUGUCACCGUUGUCAUGCCCGCUACCCUUGCUCAGUACUCAAAAAUUAUACAAAAUCCUACGCAUUUGGAUCUUCAAAAGUCGGCCAACCAAGGUAGGAGGUGCACCUGGGAGAAGCUGUCAGCAAUAAAAGCCAAUUGUGGCAUUGAGCUUGCUCUAGAUGAAUGCGUUACAAUUCUCAACCAUAUGCGACGGCUGAAAAGGAGCGCCGAAAGAGCUGCUGCUGCCGCCGCUGCUACCGGUACCACCUCACAUGGCCCUUCGAUCCCAGUCAAGUUCAGUGCUUCAAGAAGAAUUCCCUCCUGGAACUGCAUAGCACGAGAAAACUCAACUGGUUCGCUCGAAGAAGAAUACCUGACUGAUACUCCGACGACACACCAUCAAGGUGUUGGUGGAUCGAUAGGUGCAGGAUCCUCCAGUAGAAUGUUGCGAACUCACCGUAGUAUGUUUGAGGGUAGCGAUAGCGAAUCCGAAAAUAUCGAUUUGAAUACUUGGACUAGGUCGGGUGGGCCAUUAAUGAGGACAGCCUCAGCUAAUAAGUUCAUCGACUUCGUUCAGAAUUUGGACCUUGAUGACCUCAACAAAGGUUUGGUAGCUAAUUCCAACGUGUUUCAGCUCAUUGGUGGUAGCCAAAAUUCUCAAAGUCCUCGAACCAUGUCUGAGCGGAGUUCAGAGAGCCCAGAUUUCGACACACGGGAGCUCAGCAAUCGAGUUUCUUCGAGCAUUCUUUUAAAUGAAGGAGACUUUUUGCAGCCAGAAAGAAAACCAAAUGGGAUCGUUUUCAACAUCGUAAAGAAGGAAGAUUUGACUUUGACAAAUAGGAGCCAUGAUUCCGAAACUCAAAAUAGUGAAGUUGAAUGCUUGCAAAUUGAUUGUUCGGACAAGUAUAUCGAUGCUAGCUCGGCAUCUGAUUUCGACGAUGGCAAUGAAGAUGUUACACCAAAAGCCUGCUUAAAGGAAUCAUCUCCCGAAAAUGAUCUGGCGAAUCAUUCCGAGCAACUACACGAUGGCCGAGACCAGGUAUCUAUGGAUUCUUAAUUUCGUCGAGCUCGUUUCUACAAGCAUGUUGUGUUCUGUAGUUGUUAGGAGAUGGGAAGAACAAAAAAAACUCCAUAGCUUCUAAUCACACUGAAAUAUACACUUAGUUGAGGGAUUUCAUUGUGGAAUUGUGAAUAUAUCAAAGCGUUGUUAGGGAUGUAUGUCAUGUAAAUAGGCAAAAAGAACUGAAGGGUUCAUGGUAACAUGGAUGCCAUCUUUUCUCUGAUAGAUGAAUAAAUAUUUUUGGUUUUGGUUGGUAGCUGUUGUA
Messenger RNA from Cucurbita maxima (winter squash), 3895 nucleotides. RefSeq names its product triacylglycerol lipase SDP1-like. Gene Ontology annotation, biological process: lipid metabolic process. Bases 1063 to 3627 code for a protein of 854 amino acids. Lineage: Eukaryota; Viridiplantae; Streptophyta; Magnoliopsida; Cucurbitales; Cucurbitaceae. The transcript has 3 exons. Gene Ontology annotation, molecular function: triacylglycerol lipase activity. The record is from RefSeq and is a predicted model, not a curated record.